GAGUCACUCGACAAAAAAAUUACAGCGCAGCUCGCUCAACAAUUGAAAGAGAGGAAGCAAGCGAAGGGCCAAAGACUUAUUCAAGCUCCAGCGCUCGACACAGAAAUCAGCUGCGCACCAAAACAAACGACGAAAGCAGGUCGAACCCGAGACCCUGGCACCCGUUUGAUGCCCUGAAACCAGGGAACAGGGCAAAGCUAAAAUGUGGCAGAAUCUGGAGCCGGGCAGUUCGCCCAUCGACUGGUGCGAGAACAAUUACACCUUCAGCCCUUUGAUCGCCGAGUUCACCAACACGUUGAGCAACAUUCUGUUCUUCCUGAUGCCACCGGUACUAAUCCAUUUAUUCCGAGAGUACGGACGCUUCGUCAACCCUGGCAUUCACAUAAUUUGGAUUUUGCUCAUGGUCGUCGGACUUUGCUCGGCCUAUUUCCACGCGACUCUCAGUUUCAUCGGCCAGCUUCUGGACGAGCUCGCCAUCCUUUGGGUGUUGGCGGCUGCGCUUGCCAUGUUUUUCCCCAGGCGCCACUUUCCUGCCAUUUUAAAAAACGACAGGCGCAAAUUUGGGUAUGUGACUAUUUCCUUGGCCAUGGUCGCCACAGGACUGGCCUUUCUCUACCCAUUCGCAAAUGCCUUCGCCCUGAUGGGUUUCAGUAUUUUGGUGGUUGUCUUGAUGGCUACAGAAUUACGAAGGAAUCAAGAUGCAAGAGUGCAGCGUCUGGGCAACCGUUGCGCCAUUGCUUGGGUCGUGGCCGCCGUUCUGUGGACCACGGACCGCAUGUUCUGCUCAACUUGGCUCUCCCUCGACUUCCCCUACCUACACGCCCUGUUCCACAUUUGCAUUUUCAUCGUGUCCUACACGGCCUGCGUUCUGUUUGCCUUUUUCGCGGUCAAAGAUGAGCGACCUGAUCUCAGCCCCACCCUCAAAUACUGGCCCAGGGACCACUUCGAGCUCGGAGUUCCGUAUGUCACAGUCAAGAAUGGCGGACACCAAAUUUAGGGUCAAGGAAGAGACACUGCCUCCUCGAGUGUUUAGUACAGGCCUCGUUGUUAUCUCAGGAGAAAAUUGAAGAUCACUUUUUAAGACAAAAGCGUCAAAGAUUUCUCGUAACAGUUUAAGGCUUUUGUAGGUCGAAUAGAAUUGUUGGUUUUAAAACUGCCACAAUAUCAAUCAUUGCCAAAAAAGACCAGCAGAAUAUUAGCUCAAAAGUUUAAAAAUGUACUUUGCAAGAUUUCAGAUGAUAAUAUUUGUAACAAAUUGUAUUUGCAAGCUUUUAACUGUAUGCAGUAUUUUUAGCAAUUUUACAUGCUGUCUAGAGCUAUAUUUAUAAAAUGAAAAUUCUGCAUUACCUAAGUAGUGAUAGUCGUGAUAAAAUACAGAGUAACUGACUUUAUUAUAAUGUGAUUGAGUUGUGGAUUAAAUGUGAUUUGGAGAAUAAGUCGAAAUUAUGAACAAGGUGAUUGUCGAGCAAGCUAUAUAUUAUACACAAUUAAUACAAGCUAACUUUUGUUGUGAAAGAUUUAAAUUUUAGAUCAAAAUGAUCAAGAUGUGCACAAUUAAAGUAUUAUCAAUUAAUGUUAACCCAAGUGGAUCAGAAAAGACAAAAUUUAAGCAUUUAUUUGAGAUUUGAUUUUUGUGUUUAUCUUUUUUUUGGUCACUUUUUUUGAAUGCGCAUUAGUGAGAUCAAAACUCUAUUGUAAAUAUUUUUUAAUUUCCUUUUCCUAUUUUGCCUGUCGGCACUUUUGUAAAUCUCAGCUUAUUCAAGCAUGAAAAUUGGCAUCUUUAAAAUUAUUUGUUACCAAAUUUGACUUGAUAAGCUCAGCUAUUAUGCUACAAAGUGCAGAGUAAAAUUACUGAAAAUUAGAGCAGCGCUUCACAAAAAUAAAUGAGAUGCAAUUAAAUAAUA
This is a messenger RNA of Neocloeon triangulifer, 1904 nucleotides long. It is a transcript of the gene bwa, whose product is annotated as alkaline ceramidase. Gene Ontology annotation, molecular function: hydrolase activity, acting on carbon-nitrogen (but not peptide) bonds, in linear amides. The transcript is spliced from 5 exons. Lineage: Eukaryota; Metazoa; Arthropoda; Insecta; Ephemeroptera; Baetidae. The record is from RefSeq and is a predicted model, not a curated record. Gene Ontology annotation, biological process: ceramide metabolic process. Gene Ontology annotation, cellular component: membrane. Bases 203 to 997 code for a protein of 264 amino acids.